This is a messenger RNA of Cucurbitaria berberidis CBS 394.84, 819 nucleotides long. RefSeq names its product N-terminal nucleophile aminohydrolase. Gene Ontology annotation, biological process: ubiquitin-dependent protein catabolic process. Bases 1 to 819 code for a protein of 272 amino acids. The record is from RefSeq and is a predicted model, not a curated record. The transcript has 4 exons. Gene Ontology annotation, cellular component: proteasome core complex, alpha-subunit complex; proteasome core complex; nucleus. NCBI's taxonomy places the organism in Eukaryota, Fungi, Ascomycota, Dothideomycetes, Pleosporales, Cucurbitariaceae.
AUGGCGUCCGGCUACGAUCGAGCUCUUUCAGUUUUCAGUCCUGAUGGACACGUCUUCCAGGUCGAGUAUGCGCUGGAAGCUGUGAAGCGAGGAACGUGUGCGGUGGGCGUAAAGGGCGGAGACAUUGUAGUACUUGGGUGCGAAAAGCGAUCAGCGAUGAAGCUCCAGGACACGCGAAUCACUCCAUCGAAGAUCUGCCUCGUUGAUACCCACGUCGCCCUCGCUUUCGCCGGACUAAACGCCGAUGCCCGCAUCCUGGUAGACAAGGCACGCCUUGAAGCACAAUCACAUCGCCUCACAGUCGAAGACCCGGUAUCGAUAGAGUACAUUACGAAGUACGUUGCCGGUGUGCAGCAGAGAUACACUCAGAGUGGUGGUGUCCGACCGUUUGGCAUCAGCACGCUGAUAGUUGGAUUCGACCCUAACGACAAGACCCCGCGCUUAUACCAGACUGAGCCUUCUGGCAUCUACUCGGCAUGGAAAGCGAACGCGAUUGGCCGAUCGAGCAAGACAGUCCGCGAGUUUCUCGAGCGUAAUCACAAGGAGGGUAUGGACCGGGAAGAGACGAUCAAGCUGACGGUGAAGUCACUACUCGAGGUUGUGCAGACGGGCGCGAAGAACAUCGAGAUCGCCGUCAUGGCGCCAGGCAAGCCCAUCGAAAUGCUGCCUGUGGAGGAUAUUGAGAAGUACGUGGAGAACAUCAAUACAGAGAAGCAAGAAGAGGCAGCGAGCAGGAGGCCUGGAAGGACACCCGGCACGGGCACCGCGGCCAUUCUCACGCGCCCUGCCCCAACCGAGGGCUCGGGCUCAGGAGCGUAG